This is a messenger RNA of Fusarium venenatum, 1065 nucleotides long. The record is from RefSeq and is a predicted model, not a curated record. NCBI's taxonomy places the organism in Eukaryota, Fungi, Ascomycota, Sordariomycetes, Hypocreales, Nectriaceae.
AUGGUUAAAAUCGCCCCCUUUGCUGUUGAGCAAUGGAUGGAUAACUAUGAGACAACGGCUGGAGUCCUGAACGUUGCCGAGACGUGCGCUGCGUCUGUAUCCAUAGAUGACUUGGUUGGCAUGUGCAAAGACACGCAGACUUCAGACCCUAUCGAUACAAGCAUUAAACUCACCUAUGGCAGUAUUCCUGGCUCGCGUAUACUGCGGGAACGAAUUGCAGCUCAUUGCAGUGGCGAGGGCGCUCAACUUGCCGCUGAGGAUAUUAUUGUUACCCAAGGUGCAAUCGGUGCUAACUUCUUGGCUUUGUAUAGCCUCCUAGAGCCUGGAGACCAUGUCAUUUGCGUCUACCCGACAUACCAGCAACUAUAUGAUGUUCCUCGCAGCAUUGGCGCAGAAGUCACGUUGUGGAAGUUGAAAGAAGAAGAAGAAGGCUUCGUGCCCAAUACAGAUGACCUGAUGAAUUUGAUCCAAGACAACACAAAGAUCAUCAUAAUCAACAACCCCAACAACCCUACCGGCGUGCCUAUUCCGGACAGUGUAUUGAACCGCAUUGCCAUGGCCUUGGGCUACGAGAAGUCAAUCGUGACAGGAUCUAUGCCGAAAGGGUAUGCUCUGGCUGGCAUCAGACUUGGUUGGAUUGCCAGUAGGGAUAAAUCCAUCAUGUCCACCAUAAUGGCGGCACGAGACUACACCACCAUCAGCGUUUCGCAGAUCGACGACCAAAUUGCGAGAUACGCUCUGUCGCCAGCAGUAUCGCCAUCUCUCGUCGAUCGCAACUUGAAUUUGGCGAGAACCAAUUCGCAACUGGUCAAGGAGUUUAUUGAAGGCUACAAGUCGGUAUGCUCAUGGGUGGAACCUACAGCCGGUACGACCGCUUUCGUUCGAUUUAACAUUAAGAAUGGCGAACCUGUUAACGACGUCAACUUUUGCUUGGACCUGUUGCGGAAGAACAACGUGUUGCUUGUGGCGGGUUCAAAGUGUUUCGGUGACAACAAGGACUUCAAAGGCUAUGUAAGAAUGGGAUACGUUUGUGAGACUGAUGUUCUGGCAGAGGGAUUGAAGUGA